Messenger RNA from Nicotiana attenuata, 1737 nucleotides. Its product is annotated as flowering time control protein FCA-like. Gene Ontology annotation, cellular component: cytoplasm; ribonucleoprotein complex; nucleus. The transcript has 14 exons. Gene Ontology annotation, molecular function: protein binding; mRNA binding. Lineage: Eukaryota; Viridiplantae; Streptophyta; Magnoliopsida; Solanales; Solanaceae. Bases 50 to 1390 code for a protein of 446 amino acids. The record is from RefSeq and is a predicted model, not a curated record.
ACUAAAGCCAUAUUAAUACUGCAAAUAUCAAUUUACCGCGUGAUGCACAAUGGACCAGAGUAACGGAGAACGCCGUGGGAACCAGCCGGAAUAUCACCGGAACCCUCAUUCUGCGCCGCCGAAUUGGCCUUCCGACGAGACUGUCUCUCUUAACGACGACAAUCAUAGAAGAAACUUUCCCGGCGAUGGCAACCACUACAAUCGCCGCCAACAUCACCAUCACCACCACCACCACCACCAAAACCCCAAUUCCGAGCAAAAUUUCGGUGGUUCUCCGCUUCUUUCAGCUCGUAAGAGACCUUACGAUCAAUCAACAUCUGACUCUCAGGUUCGUUUUGGAUCUGUGAAACUCUAUGUUGUAGGAGUACCAAGACCAGCUGAAGAAGAAGACGUUCGUUCUGUUUUUGCUGAACAUGGGAAUAUUGUUGAGGUUGUUCGGCUCAAGGAUAAAUCCACUGGUUUGAGGAAAGAAUGCUGUUUUGUGAAGUAUAGCACGCUAGACGAAGCUGAUAGGGCGAUUGGAGCAUUCCAUGGUCGAUAUACUUUCCCUGGGGGUGAGGUUCCCUUAAUAAUUAGGUAUGCUGAUGGGGAACGAGAACGUCUUGGAAGCUUGGGUGAACACAAUCACAAACUUUAUGUUGGUGGUCUGAGGAAACAAGUUUCCAAAAGAGAAGUUGAGCAUGUAUUUUCUCCAUAUGGAGUUGUUGAAGAAGUCUUUUUCUUGCUUGAUGAACAAAAACAACGUCGUGGAAGUGCUUUUGUCAGUUUUGCUUGUAAAGAUAUGGCGGUUGCGGCAAUGAAUGCACUACAUGGUACCUAUGUAACGACGAAAGUCUGUCAUCAGCCGUUGAUUGUUCGAUUUGCGGAUCCUAAGAAGCCCAAGCUGGGCGAGUCGAGUUGGGACAAAAAUCAAAGCACUAAAGAACAUGGUUUUCUUGCAAGGGCGCCAUCCCAUAUGAAUGAGCAAUUUAAUGGGAAUAUAGCAGCUAACCAGUCUAAUCACCAGAGUCCAAAUAAGACUCCAAAUAACAGAAGCAAUCCUCAGACAGUUUUCAGCACUUAUGUCGGAUCAGAUAAUGUUUUGCCAUCAGCUGCAUCUUCUGUCAAUGCAAGAUCUUUAAAUGGUGAGAUGGUGGAGUCUAUAGAUUGUGAAUGGAGUGAACAUAUCUGUCCUGAUGGAUUCGUAUAUUAUUAUAACUGCAUGACGUGUGAAAGCAGGUGGGAGAAGCCUGAAGAAUUUGCACUUUAUGAAAAGAAAUUGGAAAAGCUAGAUCUGCAGCAACAGGAUCAGCGCAAUUUAAGACUUCCAGUUCGUAAUAAUCCAGAAGUUUCUCAAAUGCGUCAGGAACUCGAAACAGGAAGCUCAACGGUUCCUCUGGCUUGUGUCUAAACAGCAUUGGUUUUCAUUUUCGAAGUGGCUAGAACUGAAGCGAAUGGUAUUGGAUUUUCAAAUACAAGUGAGACUGACAGUGAGAGGCAACAUUUCUGAAGACUGGAUUUCUUGGAAUUCAGGUCUGGUUAUUCUGAGUAUGCAAAUUUGUACCACAUUUCAAUUGCUUGAGAUUUACUGUGAGGCUGUGAGCUUCAGUAAUUCUGUUAGGUACUUCCAGAUUAGUAGCAAAUAUGACUGUAUAGUUGUAUAUUUGGUCUAAGCUUUAGGUUUCUUUGCUUAUUCUCUGUGUUAGUGGAAUAUUAAAUUAUUACUAGUACAGCUGUUGUUGCAAUUACCUUUCCGUU